Messenger RNA from Clarias gariepinus (North African catfish), 6369 nucleotides. It is a transcript of the gene bcl6aa, whose product is annotated as BCL6A transcription repressor a. Gene Ontology annotation, molecular function: protein binding; RNA polymerase II cis-regulatory region sequence-specific DNA binding; DNA-binding transcription factor activity, RNA polymerase II-specific. Gene Ontology annotation, biological process: regulation of transcription by RNA polymerase II. The transcript is spliced from 9 exons. The record is from RefSeq and is a predicted model, not a curated record. Bases 3104 to 5188 code for a protein of 694 amino acids. Gene Ontology annotation, cellular component: nucleus. Lineage: Eukaryota; Metazoa; Chordata; Actinopteri; Siluriformes; Clariidae.
ACUGUUCAUUCGCACAGGUGUUUUGUUAAAGAUAUUCUGUAGAAUAUUUUUAUUAUUGUUACUGUUUUAUUGCUAAGGCUGUUGUGAAGUAGUUGAAGUGCGGGUCAGUGUGAAUGUUGUGUCAGGACGUUUUGGUGGUGGUGGUGGUAUUUGCCCUUGACCGAUCCAGCAGCAGGCAGCACGAGACACACUAUUAGGGCUUUUGAGCUCGCUCUGUGUCGUGGGCUGGCUGCGGCGCGAGCGAGAGAGCGCGAGCGUGUGUGUGUGUGUGUUUGAACACGGGGAAAAUGUUGACGCGCUCACUUAUGUGUUUGGCCCGGAGGAUUAGGUAACUGAAGAAACCUCUCUGAAGUUUAAAGUCACCGAAAUGUCUAGAGGGGUAUUAUUGCGUGGUGGAGUGCGCUUGUUUAUUAAGUUAACUGUCUGAAUCUGAAUUAGGGCUCGCGCGGGGCUCGGGCUGUGAGUCUCGCGCUGACCCUUCUGACAGUUUGAUGACCGUUUUUAUUAUUUUGUCCUGUAUGGGCGAUUUUUACACUCAGCGCGCUUGUGGUGUUGGUGGUGCUUGUACUUUUUUUGGGACAUCUGUUUUGUGUUAAAUAGUGGAUCACGGCGGAGCUGUCAGUGCUGUUGACGCUUCACGUUACUAAUUUGGUAGCUAGCUCUGCCAUUCACAUAGCCUGCUUUUUUUCUACACUUUUGCCAAAAAAAACCCCUCCCCAGAUCAACCUGUUGCUAAAAAGUGAGCGCGUUUAAACGAAGUUAACGGACCUUUAUUGAAAGGAGCCAAGCCGUUACCUUGGCACUCAGCGGCUCGCGCUGUUUUUGUUCCACAACUGUUUUUUUUCCCUCUCUAAGUUAAGUUGGUCUGAAUCCAAACGGCUCCCCGAUCCCUACUAAGGAAUCCUGCGCGUGUAAGCAGCGCGCGCGCUUUACAGCCAGACAUAUGGGUCUAGGUUUCGCUCUCAUGACAAAUGCAUCAGCAGGAUUUCUGUGCGUGCUCUGGGGCUGCGUCGUUAUUAGCGUGGGACUAAAUCGUUUGCAAACAGGUCGUGCACUAGACUUUGGCAUUUAGCAUGAGGGUCAUAAAUCAGUGUUGGUGAAGCCGCCGCACAUGCUUGCUAUUUCUGGAUCAGACCUUGCGUGUUGAGUUCGGCCAACACUUGGGCACUAAUAUUGAUAUGUAUAGUUCGAUUUGAUACUAGACUAGAAAACUGUGCAUGUAAUUUUUAAAUACUAAAAUUAUUAUUAAUAGUAAUGAUAAAGUAUUUCCUCAAUAAAUAUGCUGUAAGAAUUAAUAAAUACGAAUAGCUCGGUUGAGUGUAAAUAAGUCGUUUUUCAUUAAAGUUUCCUGCGCCUUUUUGGUUAUUAAUCCUGUUAAUUAACAGGUCCACCAUAAAACACUAAUUAGCUAAUUUACAUUUUAAGUAGGUGUAUUAGUGUAGGGGGGAAAACACACCGCAGGACACGGGGUACUCCACGACCAUGACUGUGAACCUGUGUUUUAAUUGAUAGGGGUUGGUUACUAAGCGGUCAGGUCGACCAAUAUUAAACACUUAGUGACAUCUUGUGGUUGCAACAGUGAUGAGAAAGUGCGCGUGCAGGUUUGGGACAGUGUGUGUGUUGCGCGCAGUCGGUCGUUGACCAAAGACAUGCUGGGUUUUGGGACCAAACGCGCCAUGACCUCAUCCCGCCUUUAGCUGCGUCCCAAACCGCGCUCUGUUGUUACCCGCCUGACCGGGCUGUGCAAAUUGAAUGCCGCCCGGAGUAACCAUGGUAACGCGUGGUCAGGCUCUGUUUUGAUCAAUGCAUUUUCUUAUUAAUUGGCAACAAUCAAAGUUUUGUUAGACCGUAUUCGAUUUGAAAAUUGUAACAGACUACAGUGAGAUAAAGCAGCCAAUUAGACAAAAAACACGACUAUCUACACGACUUUGUGUGCAAAUUGUAAAGUAGAGAAUAAAGUUCUGAUCAUGUCAGGCUUUGCGCACAUCUAAGUGCUUUCUAGUCUGAAAGAGUUUGGAUAUAUUUUUGUAUGAAAAGCGACAUGAGAAGCUUAGAUAGAGAUUAAAGUGUAGGACCCUGUUUAGAAGGGGGAAAAACCCUGAAAUUCAGAAGUGCUUUUAUAUCUAUGAUUAUAGUGUAUACAGUAUAUCAAUCUGUUUAAACAUCUGCCUGCGGAGAAAUCCAGCUACCUCUGAGCAGCUACCUGAACAGUUUCUGAAUUAGUGCUUCUGAUGCAACAGGUUGUUUUGAAGUGAGGAAUAUCACACCUCAGUAAGCCCGAUCAGAUAAAUCACAUUUAACUGAUCGGGUUAGAUGGAAUGGACGUGAUGUUUUGGACUGCUCAGCUGGUGUUUUCGUUAGCUAGUAAAAAAUAUUUGAAAUAGCUUACCUAAGUCACCCGGUGUGUGUAUGUGUGUAAAUGCAUAUGAAAUAUGUAACGAAUGUUAGAUAUCACCUAUGUUGGUUUAGUCCUGAUAUUAACGACCUGUUGAUUUCCAUGUCUCUGCGCGCGCGCGCUCGCGCACCCCUUUCUGAGUUUAAGUGUUGCUAGGACACUGAAGCGCAAUUCCUCUCAAAGCCGAUACGUAAUGUCUGAACCCCGUCAAACAGGUUUACAGCACAAUUAAAAGCUCUCGUAUUAUAUUUCUCACGGUUUAAGAUGAAAACAAAACGUCUAAUGUGAUUGUUUAUUUUUAUUUUUUUUAAGUGAUAACUUUUAUAUCAGUCAGUAAAUAAAACAUCCAACCCCCAUCCUUUUGUUAGCCGUUUGUUGCGGCGUUAGAGCACAUUUCUGGCUUUAAAUUCGAUUUCUACUUCUGAAAUAUAAAGUCUGUGUAAAAUCCUGCCUAUAAAAUGUCUGAAAAUUCAUGAAGUUAAUAAUGCAAAACAUUUGAGAAGAGAUGUCCUCGGGUUCCGGAUUAUUUUGUCUCUGUCGCCACCUCGUGGCUCUUAUGAGAACUACAGUUUAUCACUUGGACACCAAUAUAGAUAGAUGAGUACUUUAUUAAUCCCAAAAGGAAAUAGCAUUGUUACAGCAUCUAGUUCACAGACUAUACAACAAAUAAACAAGCAAAAAACGCAAUGAGAAAAAGAUCUUGACAAAAUGUCUUGUGCAGCAGACAGCUGCAUCCAGUUCACACGCCAUGCCAGCGAUGUCCUGCUCAACCUGAACCGGCUGCGCAGCAGAGACAUCCUCACAGACGUCACAAUUCUUGUCAACAGACAGCAGUUUCGCGCUCACAAGACCGUCCUCAUGGCAUGCAGUGGGCUCUUUUACUCAAUAUUCACGGACACUCUAAAAUGCACCAUGACUGCCAUCAGUCUGGACCCGAAGGUUGACCCAGAAGGCUUUGCAGUCCUCCUGGAGUUUAUGUACACUUCUCGUCUCACGCUGAAAGAGAGCCUUAUUAUGUCAGUCAUGAACACAGCCAUCUACUUGCAGAUGGACCACGUUGUUGACACGUGCCACAGAUUCAUUAAGUCUAGCGACUCCUCCAUCAAAUUGCCCAGAGAAGAUUUCCUGGUCAGCCCUUUGCUCUUACCUCAAGAUGUUCAUGGUUACAGACCACAUGAGGUUGUGGAGAACAUGGCUGGACGAUCUGGCUCAUUCCGUGACGGAAGGCCAUAUAGUGCCAUAUUUAACACAGUCAACACUCCCAGCAGCUCCUAUCACGUUUAUGGCCAGUUCCCGAUGCAGGCUUUCCCUUUUCCCCUCUGUAAGCCGACAGACGCCAAAAACACUUUCCCAGACUUUGGCAAAGGAGGCGUCCUCCAACACAAACACUGCCCGCCAGGAGACGACUUCACACGCAGCUCCAACGCCAGCCACUCUAGCUCAUGUCAUUCUGACGCCUACUCUUCCCGCGUGCUGGGAAGAAACGACGAAAUGAAAAGGGAGAACCUGCAAGGCUUGGCUCAGUCCGUUGUUACAAGUUCUAGAAAGCACGGCUUUACGAGCCUGGCCCGGGAACAUCAGAGGGAUGUGGGUAAAGAACAGGCUCCUCUGGCUGAAGACGAGCUUAGCCAGCAGCCCUACACUGUUGGUAUGGCGUCCAGUGGGCGCAAGACUCUGAUUGGCAGCCCGCAGAGCCCUUUGAAAUCAGACUGCCAGCCCAAUUCUCCGACAGAAUCGAGCAGCAGCAAGAAUGCCGCACUCUCGCAUGCCUCUCAGCCCCCGACCCCACAUGGCAUGCAGGACCCGAAGGCUCGCAACUGGAAAAAAUACAAGUUCAUCGUGCUCAAUCAAAGCACCAAGGAAGAAGAGAGCAGCUCUCAUGAACCUGAGAUGCGCUCGCCACAGCGGCUGGCUUUUCAUCCCUCAUCCGAAUCUGAGCAUCCAGACAUGCAGGCUGCCAGCACAAAGAUUACUGACCAUGGAGAUGACUUCACUGUGCCCCAAGUCAGCCGCCUCAACAAUAUCAUUAACAGAAGUCUGGACGGUUCACAGAGGAACGGUGACGGCCACUCUUCUCUUUAUAUGAGUCACUUAAAGUGCACAUCGUGUGGCUCGCAAUCCCCACAACACUCGGAUGUCUGCCCCAACACUCCCGGCUCACGCCUUAACGAGGAGAUGGCUGAGCUGCACUCUGAGUAUUCCGACUCCAGCUGUGAAAACGGUACCUACUUUUGUAACGAAUGUGACUCCAAAUUCAUAGAGGAGGAAGUCUUAAAACGCCACAUGCUUCAGGUGCACAGCGACAAGCCAUACAAAUGUGACCGUUGCCAAGCAGCGUUCCGCUACAAGGGAAACCUCGCGAGCCACAAGACGGUACACACAGGAGAGAAGCCGUAUCGAUGCAACAUCUGCGGCGCACAGUUCAAUCGACCAGCUAACCUCAAGACCCACACGCGCAUCCAUUCUGGAGAAAAGCCAUACAAGUGUGAGACCUGCGGGGCUCGAUUUGUUCAGGUGGCUCACCUGCGCGCCCACGUCCUGAUCCACACGGGAGAAAAGCCAUAUCCCUGCGAAAUCUGUGGCACACGAUUCCGGCACCUGCAGACGCUUAAGAGUCAUCUGCGCAUACACACAGGAGAAAAACCUUACCAUUGUGAGAAAUGCAACUUGCACUUUCGCCAUAAGAGCCAGCUUCGGCUGCACUUGCGACAGAAGCAUGGUGCCAUCACCAACACCAAGAUCCAGUACCGUGUGUCCACAGCAGAUCUGCCCGAUUUGACCAAGGCCUGCUGAACAUGCACACAAUGUGUGUGCGCGCACACAAAACACACACACAGGGCCAAACCACAGCAUCCUCUGAGCCCUAUUUGGACAAUCAUCUAAAACUGUAGUGCCACACUGUGUUGAUCAGACAAGAAGAAGAAGAAAAAAAAUGUAAAAGAAUCGAGGCAUUUAAUGCCAUUCUACGGGUUUUCUCUAUAUGUGAACAUAGAACCACAUAAGGUCUCUUGUCACUUUAAUGUUUAUAUUUGCAUAUAAAUAUACAGUAAUGUUGAGUGUUUUUAAGCUUUCAGUUAUUAAAAAAGCUUUAUUUUGUUGAAAAAAAAAAAGGAGGGUGGAAUGUAAAAAAUGAAUCCAAUUUUUGAGAAUACAGUAUUUUAUAUCAAAGAAGUUACUUUUUCGGAAAGUAUUGGAAUUUUAAUCGAAGGUUGGUAUAUUUUAUGGCAGUGUAAAGACUUGUGUCCAGAGAUUUUUAUGUGUACAGGAUACACCACACUAGAAUGGCCUCCUUUACAAAGUCACAUUUUGGCUGUGCCUAUAAUUGGGCUUAUUUGUAUAUGAGAAUAAUGGCUGCUCUCAAAGUGUAAAACAUUGCAUGAGAUGGGUUGCAACAGGUCAAUGUUCAUUAAAGUAACAAACUGCAAAGAAGUGUGAUCUAAUGCAUAGUUAUAUUCCCAAGAUUGCGCUCUGCUGGCAGAGCCAAUCUUUAAUUAAAAAUUAAAAUAUGCAUUAAAAACUGAUACGGCUACGGUACGAGGCUUAUUUCACUUCAACUGUGUUUGUAUAGAAACGCGACUCUUUGUUAGCAAGUGAAGGUUUACAUUUUUUGUCAUUGUUCUAGAAGCUACAGUAAAGGUUGUAUUACUGCGCUUUUUGCCCUCUACGUAUACACACUGUGUAUUCAAGGUGCCUUUCUCAGUGGUGACUGAAUUGCUUUCUGUUACUCUGCUAAGGUACAGCCGAAGGACACCACUUGUCCUGUUUUUGUUGUUUUUCCCCUCAUUUCAUGUGUGUACAUGUUUUUAUACAUGCUUUUCACCAGUUCAAAUUUAAAAGAAAAAAAAGCAAGAUUAUUAUUGCUCGAGCUGUGCAUCUUUAAGACUCUGUUUGGGAUUGGGCUUUUUCUAAAAUGCAUUAAGCUAAUUGUAUAUGUGUAUGAAUGUAAAAUAAAAGUAUUGAAUUUCUAUGUACAA